AUGAACAUCGUUAUGUUGGUUCUUAACAUAGUUGCGCUGGUCCUGGUAUUGUGGCAGUCCCUCUGCUCCUAUGACUUUCAAUGCCACGUCAGCCGCCCCUCUCAUGGAUGCAAACAAACCGGGAAAAGAGCAGACCGCAUUCUGGAAGCAGAGCACAUGAGUGCAUUAGAAGAGAACGGACAACUAUUUGGAGAACAAGACGAAGAAAUGGAAAAUCAUGUAACCCUCAUUUUAAAUUACCCAAUGAUUAACGCAGAACACGAGGAACUAUACACAGAUGAACAGAAUGACCUAGACGAAAUAGAAUUUCAUAAUUUAAUUAACAGAGUCAAUAUCCUUUGGAAUGAAGCAGUGGAAAAUAUGAUAAAGGAAUAUGUCACCUAUACGGAUAAUCACCACAUGGAGAUCCCCUGGAGAAAUGAAAUGUGGACCCAAGCGUGGGACAAAUAUUUAGAAAGCAUACAUGCAGAUUUAAAUAAAUUCCUAAAUGAUGACAGUCUUUCCCUUCAGACAAGAGAAAAUAUAGCUAAUAAUUUACUUUACUCGGUUAACGAUGAUUUCAAGUGGUUCUUAGAUAUAGUCAAGGAAGAAUGGGACAAAGAAAUGGCUAACCGAUCAGGGGUUGUCAUCACGGAAGUGUGA
Plasmodium inui San Antonio 1 is the source of this 642-nucleotide messenger RNA. RefSeq lists its product as hypothetical. The transcript is spliced from 2 exons. The record is from RefSeq and is a predicted model, not a curated record. The coding region runs from base 1 to 642 and encodes 213 amino acids. Lineage: Eukaryota; Apicomplexa; Aconoidasida; Haemosporida; Plasmodiidae.